AUGGUCAACGCAGUUGCUGCCUUCGGCCUCAUGCAGCUGCUGCACCAACUCAAAAAGAAUACCGCAGCAGCGCCCCAAGAGCUGCUGCAGCGGCUGCACGACCCGAACACUUUGGGGCGGCUGCUGACCACGCUGGUGUGCAUACACCACGAGAGCAUCCGCGGGGCGCAGGGCGCCCACGAGGGCAGCAGCAGCAGCAGAGCAGCAGCAGCAGCAGACAGCAGCUUCCCAAUUGUUGCUGCUGUUGUCAAACUAGAUAAAACUUGGCCCGAACAAAGGGCCCCCCGUGUCUCUCGGCUGCUGGCGCUGCACAAUUUGCUGUUUGUCAAGACCCUGCUGGGCUUCCUCUACCGCACCAGGCACCUGCUGCAGCAGCAGCAGCAGCAGCAGCAGCAGGGAGGGGAGGGCAUGGAGGUGGACGAACCCGCAGCAGCAGCAGCAGCAAGCUUCGAGGAGCUGCUGCAGCAGGGACUGGCUCCAGUUCUUAAGGGCCUCUUCGAGGCCCCAAACAGCGAACUAGACAAACACAUAACUGCUGUUGAAGUUGCUGCUGCUGCAGCUGCUGCUGCAGCAAAAUGGGAGGACCCGAAGGCCAGGGAGACCCUCUGGAAUAUUCUGUGUCCUCUUAUGGCAAGUUUUGAAUGCUCCAAACCCUAA
This is a messenger RNA of Eimeria tenella, 657 nucleotides long. RefSeq lists its product as uncharacterized. The transcript has 2 exons. Lineage: Eukaryota; Apicomplexa; Conoidasida; Eucoccidiorida; Eimeriidae. The record is from RefSeq and is a predicted model, not a curated record. Bases 1 to 657 code for a protein of 218 amino acids.